UGUCCGAAGGUCAGGCAGGCCCAUGGUGAGGAGGGCACCCGGCUCAGGCAUGGCCCCUGACAGCGGCCCGCGGAGAGUGGGGGUGCUGGGCUUCGGCCGCCUCGGACAGUCCCUCGUCUCCCACCUGCUGAGUCAGGGUCAGGACCUGGGCUUGGAGCUGGUCUUUGUCUGGAACCGGAACCCCGAACACAUGGCAGGACAGGUGCCGCAGUCCCUGCAGCUCAAGAACCUGGCUGCCCUGGGGGAGAGGCACCCGGAUCUCGUAGUGGAAGUUGCUCAUCCCAAAAUAGUGCAGGAAUUUGGGCCUGGGAUCCUGGAGCACGCCAACCUGCUGGUGGGGUCCCCCUCGGCCCUGGCUGAUGCCAACACCGAAAAGCGGCUCCUGGAGGCGUCGCGCCGCUGGGACCACUCCGUGUUCGUGGCCCGGGGGGCUCUGUGGGGGACCGAGGACAUCGCCCGGCUGGACGCGGCCGGGGGCCUCCAGAGCCUCCGCGUGACCAUGGCCACGCACCCCGACGGCUUCCGGCUCGAGGGCCCCCUGGCCGCGGCGCGCUGCUCGGAGCCGCGCACGGUGCUCUACGAGGGCCCGGUCCGCGGCCUCUGCCCCUUCGCGCCCCGCAACUCCAACACCAUGGCGGCCGCCGCCCUGGCCGCGCCCAGCCUGGGCUUCGACGGCGUCGUCGGGGUGCUGGUGGCCGACCUCAGCCUCACCGACAGGCACGUGGUGGACGUGGAGCUGCGCGGACCCCCGGGCCCCUCGGGCCGGAGCUUCGCCGUGAGCACGCGCAGAGAGAACCCCGCGCAGCCGGGCGCCGUCACGGGCUCGGCCACCGUCACCGCCUUCUGGCGCAGCCUCCUGGGUUGCUGCCAGCUUCCCGCCAGGCCCGGGAUCCACCUCUGCUGAGGAGGCUGCGCCUCUCCCCACCCCCCCGCCCCGUCGCGCUGCGGCCUGGGUCUCGGUGUCCCCGGGUAGCCCCAAUAAAG
Sorex fumeus (smoky shrew) is the source of this 984-nucleotide messenger RNA. RefSeq names its product aspartate dehydrogenase domain containing (gene ASPDH). Gene Ontology annotation, biological process: NAD+ biosynthetic process. NCBI's taxonomy places the organism in Eukaryota, Metazoa, Chordata, Mammalia, Eulipotyphla, Soricidae. The record is from RefSeq and is a predicted model, not a curated record. Gene Ontology annotation, molecular function: L-aspartate dehydrogenase [NAD(P)+] activity; NADP binding.